CCGCCCUUCGCUCGCUCCGCGGCGGUGGGAGGGAGGGCGGGAGCGCGCCGCCGCGAUGGGCCGGUGGCUGUUGCCGUGGCCGCGGCUGCUGCUGCCGCUUGGGUGCCUCGCGCUGCUCCUGCCGCCCCGCGCCGCGGAGUUCAGCCCCUCCCUGGACAGCGACUUCACCUUCACGCUGCCCGCCGGCCGCAAGGAGUGCUUCUACCAGCCCAUGCGCAAGGAGGCCUCGCUGGAGCUGGAGUACCAGGUUCUAGAUGGAGCAGGAUUAGAUGUUGAUUUUCACCUGCUGUCUCCAAAAGGGGAAACUCUAGUUUUUGAGGAAAGAAAAUCAGAUGGAGUUCAUACGGUGGAAACAGAAGAUGGCGAUUACAUGUUCUGCUUUGACAACACAUUCAGUACAAUUUCUGAAAAGGUGAUUUUCUUUGAACUGAUUCUGGACAAUAUGGGAGAAGAUGGACAAGAUCAGGAAGACUGGAAGAAGUAUGUUACGGGCACGGAUCUCCUAGAUAUGAAACUGGAAGACAUUUUGGAAUCCAUCAACAGUGUCAAAGCCAGAUUAAGCAAAAGUGUCCAGAUACAGACCCUGCUGAGAGCAUUUGAAGCUCGUGAUCGAAAUAUCCAAGAAAGCAACUUCGACCGAGUGAAUUUCUGGUCCAUGGUCAACCUGGGAGUAAUGGUGGUGGUAUCAGCGGUUCAGGUUUACAUGCUGAAAAGUCUCUUUGAAGAGAAGAGGAAAAGUAGAACUUAACAUUUGGUAUGACCAUAAUAUAAUGGGAGAGGGGAAGCAAUAAACUACCACAGUAAAGAAAAAAAAUGAAAACAUGACCUUUCAGAUUGUUUUGAACAGGCAGUAGACAUCAGGUUUUCAAUUCAUGGUGGGCUUUUUAGUUAUUUUGGGGGUUUUCUUAACAUGAACAGAAGGACUUGCCCCCAAGCUCUUCCAUUUUUGCAAGUGCUACUAACUGUUUUUUUGUACUUGUAGCAUUUGUUAAUGACUAACUUCUGCAAAGUGCACAGGAUGCUUGGUGCAUAUGCAAGGUAAUGUUAAUACCGCCUUUUUUUCAUGUUCACAUAAGACUUCAAAUGGUAACUUAGACAUUGGUUUAUUUGUUAAACAUUGAGUGAAUUGGCAUAUGUGCCUAAGUGUUUACAGGGGUGGUCUGUAGUUACUGUCAUUUAUCCUCAAAGUUACAUGAUCUUAAAAAUCCUCAGCUUUUGUUGUAUGGCAUCAUGGAGAAACACUGGGCUAACAUGUAAGAACAAAAUGACAACUCUCUUUAUAUAUGGAUGACUAACAUUAGCACUUUAAAUAAGCACAGUCAAUGUGAUAGAGUCAGCGUUGAAAAGAAUUGGAGAAAAUAGGUGCAAUUCCUGUUCAUAAAUCUUUCUGUCCUGUAGUUGAACAGCCCUAUUUUCCUUUUUGACUGUCACAUGAGAUUCAAGAGACAGUGACCAUAUGAUACACAAAUGCACACAGACCUUGAAUUAUGCUUUGCAAACUUUUAGUUACUGUAACCUCAUGUAAUAGAUAAUUUUCCAAUAACUGAUUUCCAUAUUAUUCUUUCCCUUUCUUAAAGGGGGGGUGUCACAGUAUGUGAAAACAUUAUCAGCACAUUAAUUUUUGUAAGCUCAAAAUCCCUCUUAUUUGCCAACUUAUUUUUUGUUUUUGUCUACUACAUCAAUGACUAACGUAGCAGUUAAUAGGGUGACUUACACAGGCAUGAAAAACCAAAGCUGUUCACCUAAACUUUCCCUUUUUGCUGUCCCUCGUAAGUCUUUGAGCUGUGCAAGUACAGUGCAGUAUUUUCCUGUCUGGCUCUUUAUAUGAGUAAGGCAUGAAUUACAUGAACAAUAAAUACAAGCUUCAAAUUUUAAGCUCAACUGAGUAUGUAAUAUCACUUAACUAAGCAAAGCUUAUCCUCAGAUCAGCAAUUUGUGAUUUCUAGACAAAGUGGCUUUUAAGAGUGUAGUGAGGCUAUUUUUGCCAAGAGAACUUUUGCCAAAACCCCAGUGUGCAAGAAUUAACUUUUUUUACUAGUUCAAAGUUAGUCAUUUUUACAAUGUGCCAAGUCACUGACAUUUCCUGUAUAAAUGUGUUAAACUACAUUUUGUCACAUUACAAAAAAAAAAAUACUUGCUUUAAAAAAAAAACCACACUUUUUUUAAAAAAAGUAUAUGUAUUAGUGUUCUGCCAGUCAUUGGGUCAUCUGGGUAUGAACAGCAGAAUUACAGCUUUGAGACUUUCUGUGAUUAAAAAUGAUUUUUCGGAGAUAAAACAGGGUCAAUAGCUGCAUGAAGAAACACUUUGUUCAAGUGAAGCAGAUGCUAGCAAGUGCUACAGUACAUAGCAACAGCACUUCAGCUUUAACUUCAGACAAUGGGACAUAGCAAUAAUAUUUCUAAAUAGUUUUUAUAAGCGGAAGUGUUAUUCCUCACAGAAUUUGUUAAAGAGGGCUCUGAAUGCUCAAAGGCAGUUGAGCUACCUUUUUUUUUUUUCUCUUCAGCAAAGCUUUGUCCAAAGUAAGAUUGUUUCUCUUUACGGUUCUGGGUAUUUUUCCACAUGCUGCUUUCAAUACUGAAAUGCCUGGAACUAGAAAGCUUAUGUCUGUGAUCAGGACAAGUCUAGGAAAAGUCAAUUCUUCCUGCUAGAGCGGCAAAUAAUAUUUUUCUGCCAUUUCCCUGGACAUCUCCCAGUACCAAUAUACCACAUAUCUACAUGAGGGCAAUAAGCCAAAGCUUACCGAAGUCUACUUGCAAGGUUUUGAUCAGGUUCCUUCAGGACAGGCAAAUAAGAUUCUUAGGGCUGCGCCCUAUUCGCUAGAAGAAAGAGGAGAGCGAUCUUCCCUUGCACCACCAUGAGCGUGAUGCCACAAACCAUCUGCAAAAUGCUGAACCAGCUCUGUGAAGCUGCCACUAAGACAUCUACCUCUCACAGCAAAGCAACUAGAUUGCAGCUUAGACCUCCAGUAGGUGAGCUCUGCCAAGUCUUGCAAGGGCACCUCAGGGGAUUCGGUUCCCCAGCUGCUCUGCUGGCCCCCUGACUGCGGUUAUAAAUCCGGUGGCGAAACAGCCUGGGGUAUUAGCUUAAGCUGCUAAUGAAUGCAGACUUCUGAUCAAAGACACAAGACUGAACUGCAGCGGUUUCUCGGAUUACACAUAGCAGGCUCUGCUAGAAGCAAAAUAACAAAACAAUUGGCAGCGGAGUUCAUCUGGAAGAAAUUAUUAUUUUGCAACCAAGAGCUCUGUAUUUUCUCCCCAUUCAAGGUUCUUUACAGAAAAUGAAAUGGAAUAACUAGAAGGCUAACUGUGCUUUGACUUUGGCAGCUGGAAUAUGUUUAUAAAAGGUGAACAAUUUGGCAUUUCAACUUGCAGUUAAAUAAAAUUACAUUAGGAUUUUGAAGAGUAGAUUGUUUUUGAUUGUAUAAAAUUUACAGAGGAGAAUAUACUUUUUUCUUAAUGGACUUUUUAUUCAAAAUUGAAUGUUUUAAGACUUGCAGGUGUUGAAUAAAAUUAUGCAAAACUGAAAUUUUCAAUAAAUAAAGUUCAAACCUG
Molecule: messenger RNA, 3552 nt
Organism: Columba livia (rock pigeon)
Lineage: Eukaryota; Metazoa; Chordata; Aves; Columbiformes; Columbidae
Gene: TMED5
Product: transmembrane p24 trafficking protein 5
Exons: 4
Coding region: 56-748 (230 amino acids)
Biological process (GO): intracellular protein transport; Golgi ribbon formation; endoplasmic reticulum to Golgi vesicle-mediated transport
Cellular component (GO): Golgi apparatus; endoplasmic reticulum-Golgi intermediate compartment; endoplasmic reticulum
Source: RefSeq, a predicted model, not a curated record